Trifolium pratense (red clover) is the source of this 648-nucleotide messenger RNA. Its product is annotated as phytohormone-binding protein CSBP-like. NCBI's taxonomy places the organism in Eukaryota, Viridiplantae, Streptophyta, Magnoliopsida, Fabales, Fabaceae. Gene Ontology annotation, biological process: defense response; abscisic acid-activated signaling pathway. The transcript is spliced from 2 exons. The coding region runs from base 51 to 524 and encodes 157 amino acids. Gene Ontology annotation, molecular function: signaling receptor activity; abscisic acid binding; protein phosphatase inhibitor activity. Gene Ontology annotation, cellular component: nucleus; cytoplasm. The record is from RefSeq and is a predicted model, not a curated record.
UUGGUUUGUUUUGUUUUCCAAUUAAUUAAGUCAAAGUGUGAACAGUUAUCAUGACAAAGGAAUUCAAUCAGCAAGCAGAGGUCUGUUUGGGGUUAGAAACUUUGUGGCAAGCUCUGUCCAAGGAUUUGAUUGUAACAAUUCCAAAGAUUAUACCAAACAUUGUGAAAGAUGUCAAAUUAAUUGAAGGAAAUGGAGGAAUUGGUACCAUCUUUCAUUUUACUUUCUUCUCAGGUGUAACCCCGGUAAGUUACCAGAAGGAGAAGAUCAUAGAGCUUGAUGAGUCUUGUAAUGAAAUUGGAUUGCAAGUGGUUGAAGGAGGAUAUUUGAAUAAAGGUUUUUCAUACUACAAAACAAGUUUCAAGCUAUCUGCUGUAGGAGAGGAUAAGACUUUGGUUAAUGUGAAGAUUUCUUAUGAUUAUGAGUUGGAAAUUGAAGAAAGUAGCAUUCCAAUGAAAACAUUAGAAUCUGCUUUACACUUUCUUAGAUGCUUAGAAAAGUAUGUGUUGAAUGAUGCUUCAGAAUAAUUUUAUUGUAUCUGUUGUUAUUGUCUUCAAGAAUGUUUGAAAUGGUACCUUUUAGUGCCAAAAUAAAAAGAAUAAUAGAAUUUCUGUUUUUUUAUUUUUAUUUUAUUUUUAUAUGUAAACAAUC